AUGGAUUCUCUUGUAGAAUUCAAUCUUGGUGGCUGCUCAAAUGUGAAAACGAUUCCAGAAUUUGGGGAGCAGAUGAAGAAUUUAUUCGCGCUCACAUUAGACUACACUGCGAUCGAGAAAAUACCUUCAUCAAUUGGACAUGCGGUUGGCCUUAGGUAUUUUAGUCUACGGAAAUGCAAAAAUCUCUUGUACCUUCCAAGGGCUAUUUGUAAUUUGAAGUCUCUUUACCAUCUCGAUGUGAUUGGAUGCUCAAAGAUUGACAAACUCCCAGAAGACAUGGAUCACUUAUCGUGGCUUAAAGUGGGACCCACUAUGACAAAGCCGUUUGUGGGUAUGAAAAAUCUCGAAGCUCUAAUAUGUACGAGAAAUUAUGACAUGGUUUCGAUGAGUAAUGUUAAAGCCACUUGUGGAUCAGAUGGUACAGCAAGGGAUGGGUGGGGCCUUCGCCACUUAUUUGGACUUGAAAAAAGUCCCCCUGAUCCUCCUCUUUGUUGGCAUUUGGUGUUGUCUUCUCUAAAUCGUUUAUGCUCCUUGACAUUCUUAGAUCUAUGUGAUUGUAAUCUCCAGGAUGGGGAUCUCCCUGAUGAUAUUGGCUGCUUGUCCUUAUUGACAACAUUGUAUCUCAGCAGAAAUAAUUUCGUCAGUCUACCUGAAAGCAUUAGACACCUUUCUAAGCUUGGGGGUCUUCAUCUGGAGGGGUGUAAAAGCCUUCAAAAAUUGCCACCUCUUCCAUCAAACAGAGGAUUAACGGUAAAUCUGGACAAUUGCACUUCCUUACGAAGUUUGUCAGGUACAUUCAAUUUGUAUUUUGCUAGUGUCACUUGCUGGAAUUGCAUUGCAUUGGUUCUAGAUGAAGACUUGAUUAAUAGGUUUCUGAAAUCUGUCAUUCAGGGAUCGAAAAUUGUAAUCCCUGGAAGUGAAAUUCCAAAGUGGUUCAAUAAUCAGAGUGUGGGACAUUCAAUAAAUGUGGAGCUUCCUCCACCAUCAUGUACCAACUGGCUUGGGAUUGCCUUCUGUGUUGUUUUUCAAUACCAAGACCCCUUACAAAAUGUGGAGCUUCCUCAUUAUUGUCGUUUCAGAAUUCACUGUUCUGUGGAACUUGUUAGCCCUGAAAUAUUUGACCCAGAAUACCCUUGGACUACCUUAUUAUUACCGUCUCUUGUGUCAAAAAACCUUUGGUUAUUUUAUUUUCCUCGUCAAUAUUGUUUGCCUCGUGAAGAUUGUCAUCAGGUACAGUUUUUAUUCGGAAUUGACCUUUUUGAUAUUGAUGGGAGAGAACUAAAAGCAAACUUGAAUAUGGUGAAGAAGUGUGGGGCUCGUUUGGUGUACGAGCAAGAUUUGAAAGAACCCAACCAAAAACUACUGAAACGAACAUGCGAAUAUCAUGACGAGGCAGCUCCAAGUGGACUCGGAAGUGCUAGCUUCAACGACACAAAACAAAUUUGCAAAAGGCGUUGUAACUAG
Molecule: messenger RNA, 1464 nt
Organism: Pyrus x bretschneideri (Chinese white pear)
Lineage: Eukaryota; Viridiplantae; Streptophyta; Magnoliopsida; Rosales; Rosaceae
Product: disease resistance-like protein DSC1
Exons: 2
Coding region: 1-1464 (487 amino acids)
Molecular function (GO): protein binding
Source: RefSeq, a predicted model, not a curated record